Messenger RNA from Hippopotamus amphibius kiboko, 5083 nucleotides. It is a transcript of the gene ADGRB2, whose product is annotated as adhesion G protein-coupled receptor B2. Bases 134 to 4849 code for a protein of 1571 amino acids. NCBI's taxonomy places the organism in Eukaryota, Metazoa, Chordata, Mammalia, Artiodactyla, Hippopotamidae. The record is from RefSeq and is a predicted model, not a curated record. Gene Ontology annotation, cellular component: plasma membrane. The transcript has 31 exons. Gene Ontology annotation, biological process: cell surface receptor signaling pathway; negative regulation of angiogenesis; G protein-coupled receptor signaling pathway. Gene Ontology annotation, molecular function: G protein-coupled receptor activity.
GGAUCUGCAUGUCAGACCGAGCUGGGACGGAUGGCGGAACCUAGAAUAAUAGUCACAACUCCUGUUUCUAAGGGCGUACGAGAUUCCAGACACUCUCUGGAAUGCCUUCAUUUAACAAGGCAAGGGACAUAGGAUGACCCCAGCCUGUCCCCUCUUAUUAUCUGUGAUUCUGUCCCUGCGCCUGGCUGCCGCCUUCGACCCCGCCCCCAGCGCCUGCUCUGCCCUGGCCUCGGGCGUGCUCUACGGGGCCUUCUCACUGCAGGACCUCUUUCCUACCAUCGCCUCCGGCUGCUCCUGGACCCUGGAGAACCCGGACCCAACCAAGUACUCCCUCUACCUGCGCUUCAACCGCCAGGAACAGGUGUGCACCCACUUUGCCCCUCGCCUGCUGCCCCUGGACCACUACCUGGUCAACUUUACCUGCCUGCGGCCCGGCCCCGAGGAGGCGGAGGCCCAGGCGGAGGCGGAGUUGGGGCGGCCAGAGGAGGAGGAGGCAGCCGCGGGGUUGGAGCUGUGCGGCGGGUCGGGCCCCUUCACCUUCCUGCACUUCGACAAGAACUUCGUGCAGCUGUGCCUGUCAGCCGAGCCCGCGGAGGCCCCGCGCCUGCUGGCGCCCGCGGCCCUGGCCUUCCGCUUCGUCGAGGUCUUGCUGAUCAACAACAACAACUCCAGCCAGUUCACCUGCGGCGUCCUCUGCCGCUGGAGCGAGGAGUGCGGCCGCGCGGCCGGCAGGGCCUGUGGCUUUGCCCAGCCGGGCUGCAGCUGCCCUGGUGAGGCGGGGGCCGGCCCCACCACCACCACGCCUCCGGGUCCUCCUGCUGCCCACACCCUGUCCAAUGCCCUGGUGCCCGGGGGCCCAGCCCCACCUGCCGAGGCCGAUUUGCACUCGGGGAGCAGCAAUGACCUCUUCACCACGGAGAUGAGAUACGGUGAGGAGCCGGAAGAGGAACCGAAGGUGAAAACCCAGUGGCCAAGGUCUGCAGAUGAGCCUGGGCUGUACAUGGCGCAGACAGGCGACCCGGCGGCUGAGGAGUGGUCCCCGUGGAGCGUGUGUUCCCUGACGUGUGGGCAGGGCCUGCAGGUGCGGACCCGCUCCUGUGUGUCCUCCCCCUAUGGGACCCUGUGCAGCGGGCCCCUGCGGGAGACCCGGCCCUGCAACAAUUCAGCCACCUGCCCAGUGCACGGCGUGUGGGAGGAGUGGGGGUCCUGGAGCCUGUGCUCCCGCAGCUGCGGGCGGGGGUCCCGGAGCCGGAUGCGGACCUGCGUGCCCCCCCAGCACGGCGGCAAGGCCUGCGAGGGUCCCGAGCUGCAGACUAAGCUCUGCAGUAUGGCCGCCUGCCCGGUGGAAGGCCAGUGGCUAGAAUGGGGUCCCUGGGGCCCGUGCUCCACGUCCUGUGCCAACGGGACCCAGCAGCGCAGCCGGAAGUGCAGCGUGGCGGGCCCAGCCUGGGCCACGUGCGCUGGGGCCCUCACUGACACCCGGGAGUGCGGCAACCUCGAGUGCCCCGCCACAGACGGCAAGUGGGGGCCGUGGAACGCGUGGAGCCUGUGCUCCAAGACGUGUGACACAGGCUGGCAGCGCCGUUUCCGCAUGUGCCAGGCCACGGGCGCUCAGGGCUACCCCUGCGAGGGCACCGGAGAGGAGGUGAAGCCCUGCAGUGAGAAGAAGUGUCCAGCCUUCCAUGAGAUGUGCAGGGAUGAGUACGUGAUGCUGAUGACGUGGAAGAAGGCGGCUGCUGGCGAGAUCAUCUACAACAAGUGCCCCCCCAACGCCUCAGGGUCUGCCAGCCGCCGCUGUCUCCUCAGUGCCCAGGGCGUGGCCUACUGGGGGCUGCCCAGCUUUGCCCGCUGCAUCUCCCACGAGUACCGCUACCUGUAUCUGUCACUUCGGGAACACCUGGCCAAGGGGCAGCGCAUGCUGGCGGGCGAGGGCAUGUCACAAGUGGUGCGCAGCCUGCAGGAACUGCUGGCCCGGCGCACCUACUACAGUGGGGACCUGCUUUUCUCCGUGGACAUUCUGAGGAAUGUCACUGACACCUUCAAGAGAGCCACCUAUGUGCCCUCGGCUGAUGACGUGCAGCGCUUCUUCCAGGUAGUGAGCUUCAUGGUGGACACAGAGAACAAGGACAAGUGGGACGAUGCUCAGCAGGUGUCCCCUGGCUCUGUGCACCUGCUCCGGGUUGUGGAGGACUUCAUUCACCUGGUGGGCGAUGCUCUCAAGGCCUUCCAGAGCUCUCUGAUUGUCACAGAUAACCUGGUGAUCAGCAUUCAGCGGGAGCCCGUCUCGGCUGUGUCCAGCGACAUCACGUUCCCCAUGCGGGGCCGCCGGGGCAUGAAGGACUGGGUGCGGUACUCAGAGGACCGCCUCUUCCUACCCAAGGAGGUGCUCAGCCUCUCCUCCCCAGGGAAGCCGGCCGCAUCUGGGGCAGCAGGCAGCCUUGGCAGGGGGAGAGGCCCAGGAACUGUGCCCCCUGGCCCGGGCCACUCCCACCAGCGCCUCCUUCCGGCAGACCCUGAGGAGUCCUCCUCCUACUUUGUGAUCGGUGCUGUGCUCUACCGCACCCUUGGCCUCAUCCUGCCGCCCCCGAGGCCCCCGCUGGCGGUCACAUCCAGGGUGAUGACAGUGACCGUGAGGCCCCCUACUCAGCCACUAGCUGAGCCCCUCAUCACGGUGGAGCUGUCCUACAUCAUCAACGGCACCACGGAUCCCCACUGUGCCAGCUGGGACUACUCCAGAGCAGACGCCAGCUCAGGGGACUGGGACACCGAGAGCUGCCAGACCCUGGAGACCCAGGCAGCCCACACCCGCUGCCAGUGCCAGCGCCUCUCCACCUUUGCCGUGCUCGCCCAGCCGCCCAAGGACCUGACGCUGGAGCUGGCGGGCUCCCCCUCGGUCCCCCUUGUGAUCGGCUGCGCUGUGUCCUGUAUGGCGCUGCUCACCCUCCUUGCCAUCUAUGCCGCCUUCUGGAGGUUCAUAAAAUCUGAACGCUCCAUCAUCUUGCUGAACUUCUGCCUGUCCAUCCUGGCAUCCAACAUCCUGAUCCUCGUGGGCCAGUCAAGGGUGCUGAGCAAGGGUGUGUGCACCAUGACGGCCGCCUUCCUGCACUUCUUCUUCCUCUCGUCCUUUUGCUGGGUGCUCACUGAGGCCUGGCAGUCCUACCUGGCUGUCAUCGGACGGAUGCGCACCCGCCUUGUCCGCAAGCGCUUCCUCUGCCUGGGCUGGGGUCUGCCUGCCCUGGUGGUGGCCGUGUCCGUCGGCUUUACCCGCACCAAAGGAUACGGUACAUCCAGCUACUGCUGGCUCUCUCUGGAGGGUGGCCUGCUUUAUGCCUUCGUGGGCCCAGCGGCUGUCAUUGUCCUGGUGAAUAUGCUUAUCGGAAUCAUCGUCUUCAACAAGCUCAUGGCUCGCGAUGGCAUCUCAGACAAGUCCAAGAAGCAGAGGGCCGGGCCGGAGCGGUGCCCCUGGGCCAGCCUGCUCCUCCCCUGCUCAGCGUGUGGAGUGGUCCCCAGCCCCCUGCUCAGCUCAGCCUCGGCCAGGAACGCCAUGGCCUCGCUCUGGAGCUCCUGCGUGGUGCUGCCCCUGCUGGCGCUCACCUGGAUGUCCGCCGUCCUGGCCAUGACGGACCGCCGCUCCGUCCUCUUCCAGGCCCUCUUCGCCGUCUUCAACUCUGCGCAGGGCUUUGUCAUCACGGCUGUGCACUGCUUCCUGCGCCGAGAGGUCCAGGACGUGGUGAAGUGCCAGAUGGGUGUGUGCCGGGCCGAUGAGAGUGAAGACUCCCCCGACUCGUGUAAGAACGGGCAGCUGCAGAUCCUGUCAGACUUUGAAAAAGAUGUGGAUCUCGCCUGUCAGACAGUGCUGUUCAAGGAGGUCAACACUUGCAACCCGUCCACCAUCACGGGCACACUGUCCCGCCUGUCCCUGGACGAGGACGAGGAGCCCAAGUCCUGCCUCGUGGGUCCCGAGGGCAGCCUCAGCUUCUCACCGCUGCCUGGCAAUAUCCUGGUGCCCAUGGCAGCCUCACCAGGGCUGGGGGAGCCGCCGCCCCCGCAGGAAGCCAACCCCGUGUACAUGUGUGGGGAGGGCGGCCUGCGGCAGCUGGACCUCACGUGGCUGCGGCCGGCCGAGCCGGACCCCGAGGGGGACUACAUGGUGCUGCCCCGGAGGACUCUGAGCCUGCAGCCCGGCGGUGGGGGCGGGGGUGGCGAGGAUCCCCCGCGGGCCCGGCCCGAGGGGACCCCCCGGCGGGCCGCCAAGGCGCUGGGCCACACCGAAGCCUACCCCAGCUUCCUGUCUGUGGACCACUCGGGCCUGGGGCUGGGCCCUGCCUACGGGUCUCUACAGAACCCCUACGGGAUGACCUUCCAACCGCCACCGCCGACGCCCAGCGCCCGCCAAGUGCCCGAGCCGGGCGAGCGCAGCCGGACCAUGCCGCGCACCGUGCCCGGCUCCACCAUGAAGCUGGGCUCCCUGGAGCGAAAGAAGUUACGGUAUUCAGACCUGGACUUUGAAGUGAUGCACACCCGGAAACGGCACUCGGAACUCUACCACGAGCUCAACCAGAAAUUCCACACUUUCGACCGCUACCGCAGCCAGUCCACGGCCAAGAGGGAGACGCGGUGGAGCGUGUCCUCGGGUGGGGCGGCCGAACGGAGCGUGUCCAGUGAGAAGCCCAGUCCAGGGGAGCGUCCCGGCCUGUCCCAACAGCGGCGCCAUCAGAGCUGGAGCACCUUCAAGUCUAUGACGCUGGGCUCGCUGCCCCCCAAGCCCCGAGAACGGCUGGCCCUGCACCGGGCAGCAGCCUGGGAGCCCACAGAACCACCGGAUGGCGACUUCCAGACAGAGGUGUGAGUGCCACGCCGGACUGCCCACUGCAUAUAAAUAUUAUAUAUCUCUCUAUUUUCACACUCCACUUUGGAACGACCCAGGAGCCAGCGCCCCCUCCCCUCUCCCGAGGGCUGGGCAGGGAGGCACAGUGGACUCAGCCGGGCUGGGGGAGCCAGACGUGGCAUGGCCGGGGGGCCAGGGCCCUUCCCUGUUUCGCAGAGGCCCCUCAGCCCCUGGAGCCCCAUCGUCACCCCCAGC